GUGGGCAGCGGGCGGAGCGCAGCCGCCGGGCGGAGCGGGCUCAGAGCCCGGGUCUCCGCGGCUCGGCUCGGGACCCGGCGGCGGGGGCGGCGAUGUUCCACUGCAUCCCCCUGUGGCGGUGCAACCGUCAUGUGGAGACCAUCGACAAGCGCCACUGCUCGCUGGUCUACGUCCCCGAGGAGAUCUACCGCUACGCCCGCAGCUUGGAGGAGCUGCUGCUGGACGCCAACCAGCUCCGCGAGCUGCCCGAGCAAUUUUUCCAGCUAGUCAAAUUACGGAAGCUUGGACUUAGUGAUAAUGAAAUUCAGCGGCUCCCUCCAGAAAUAGCAAACUUCAUGCAGCUGGUGGAACUUGAUGUUUCUCGAAAUGAUAUUCCUGAAAUUCCAGAAAGCAUCUCAUUCUGUAAAGCACUACAGAUAGCUGACUUCAGCGGAAACCCACUGACUAGACUUCCAGAAAGCUUUCCUGAAUUACAGAAUUUGACAUGUCUUUCUGUAAAUGACAUCUCACUGCAGUCCCUGCCUGAAAAUAUUGGCAAUCUUUAUAACCUGGCUUCCCUGGAACUGAGAGAGAAUCUUCUUACAUAUCUUCCUGACUCUCUUACCCAGCUGCGGAGACUAGAAGAACUUGAUUUAGGAAACAAUGAAAUAUAUAACUUGCCAGAAUCAAUUGGAGCUCUCUUACAUCUAAAGGAUCUCUGGUUGGAUGGAAAUCAACUGUCAGAAUUACCUCAGGAAAUAGGAAAUCUGAAGAACCUGCUGUGCUUAGAUGUCUCUGAAAACAGGUUGGAAAGACUUCCUGAAGAAAUCAGUGGCCUGACUUCAUUAACAGAUUUAGUCAUUUCCCAGAACUUACUAGAAAUGAUUCCGGAUGGCAUCGGAAAACUAAAGAAACUGUCGAUCUUGAAGGUGGAUCAGAACAGACUCACACAGUUGCCUGAAGCAGUUGGGGACUGUGAAAGCCUCACUGAGUUAGUUCUUACAGAAAACCAGCUCCUGACCUUACCUAAGAGCAUUGGAAAACUUAAGAAGUUGAGCAACUUGAAUGCAGACAGAAAUAAAUUAGUGUCUUUACCAAAAGAGAUUGGUGGGUGCUGCAGCCUCACUGUGUUCUGUGUACGUGAUAAUAGACUAACUCGGCUACCUGCAGAGGUGUCACAGGCCACAGAGCUUCAUGUCCUGGAUGUGGCAGGGAACAGGCUGUUACAUCUCCCUUUAUCCUUGACUGCCUUGAAGCUGAAGGCUUUAUGGUUGUCUGACAACCAGUCCCAGCCUCUGCUCACAUUCCAGACGGACACAGACCAUACCACUGGAGAGAAGAUUUUGACCUGUGUCUUGCUUCCUCAGCUGCCUUCUGAACCCACUUGCCAAGAGAACCUGCCUCGCUGUGGGGCACUGGAGAGCUUGGUGAGCGAUGUCCCCGAUGAGGCCUGGAAUGAGCGUGCGGUGAACAGAGUCAGUGCAAUCCGAUUUUUGGAAGAUGAGAGAGAUGAUGAAGACAAUGAAACGAGGACGCUCCUGCGGAGGGCCACCCCGCACCCAGGAGAGCUGAAGAACAUGAAGAAGACCGUGGAGAAUUUGCGGAACGACAUGAAUGCUGCUAAAGGACUGGAUUCAAACAAAAACGAGGUCAACCACGCCAUUGACCGAGUGACCACUUCUGUAUAGAACUUCACCUCCGAAUUUUACCUCCCGUGUCUCCCCCUGCUGUCCAGACGUCCCCGUCUGCUGGCCUGGCCGGGAGCCUGGCGCGGCCUGGGUCUUCCCGCAACGCGGGCACCUGCGCGUCGCUGCCCCGGGCCCGGGCCGCUUGCUGGGCCGCUGCUCACCCACGGAAGUGCCUUAUGGGGCCCUCCGCCCGCCGGGAGCCGCCUUGUCCCCGACCUCCAGUCCUUUGUCCGGAGUAGAAUACACUACUGUAAACAGCUGACCUUUGCUUCUGUCUUUUGUUGGGGUAAGGGAGCGCAGGAAGGGGAAAUGUGUUUAUCCUCCUCCCCCACCCCCAUAAAGUGCUGGGACAUUUUGAGCUCAAGUUCUCUUGGACCUACUGAUGAGACAGUGUUUUAUGUACGGGGAAUAAUUGAUUCUUUAAAAAAAAAAUCUUUUUGGCAGCUCAGAUAGUGUACAUUUAAAAAUUUUGUAUAGGUAUUUCAUAGCAAAAAGAAAUGUGUAUUUCUUUUUUUGUUAUUUUAUCUUGGAAACGGUACAUAUUUUAGUAUUUGUGCAGACAAAAACAAAAAAAAGCAACAGUCCUAAAGUAUUUGUUAUCACUUGUACCAUCCACUUGUGCCUUACUGUAUCAUGAAUAAUGUCAAACCAGUUGUACACAGUGGCAUCCUUGAGCAGUGAGAUGAGAGACUAGGAGUGUGGAACUUUUAAAGCGAGUUGGAUUUUAACCAGUAAUGUACCUGGUGGAUUUGUUUUUAACCAAAAAGAAGAGUUAUCACCAAUUUGUACAUUUUAUGAGUUGAUUUUUUUUUGUAAAAAAAAAAAAAAGAAAAGAAAGAAAAAAGAAAAAAGGAUGAACCAAAGGAUUAGACUGCUAAUACUUCAUUUCUUACACUUUAACUCUUUUAUGAGUGAGUCUCUUAUAAUGAGUGCAGUGUCUGAUUGUACCUGCUUGGAAGGUAUAUGCCAUUUGUAAAAUAAAAUAGAGCAGAAAAGCACAACAGGAGAAAACUGGUAUAGAAAUUCAAUUGAUAAAUGAAUUAUGUACUGCAAAAGAAAGUAUGAUUUUUAUUGAAGAAAGCUUUAAAAGUUUUAUAUUGAUAUAAAACCACAAUAAAGCAAAAUAACCAUAUUAGAAAUGUUUGCUAUCUUUGUUAAGUGCAAUUUAAUUUGUAAAUAGAGUUUGAAUCAAAGUAUAACAAAUCCUUGCUUCAAGUUUUAAUUUUAAAUCUGCUAAUUUAAGGGGCAUGGGGGGUUAUGUUUUGGUGUUUCUGUUGAUUUCUUUCCCUUUUUUUUUUUUUUUUUGUAUAAUGUCAUAAAAGAGAAAUGAAAAGUGCCAGUCACUAUGUGGUAUCUAGGAAAAUCAUGAUAUUGUUGGUUUUUUGUUUUCUCUCUGUGAAAUAAAAUCACCCUGGAAUUAACCAUA
Messenger RNA from Canis lupus familiaris (dog), 3093 nucleotides. RefSeq names its product leucine rich repeat containing 1 (gene LRRC1). The transcript is spliced from 14 exons. Gene Ontology annotation, molecular function: protein binding. Gene Ontology annotation, biological process: neurotransmitter receptor transport, endosome to postsynaptic membrane; neurotransmitter receptor transport postsynaptic membrane to endosome. Bases 93 to 1667 code for a protein of 524 amino acids. Lineage: Eukaryota; Metazoa; Chordata; Mammalia; Carnivora; Canidae. Gene Ontology annotation, cellular component: adherens junction; postsynaptic membrane; postsynaptic density. The record is from RefSeq and is a predicted model, not a curated record.